Messenger RNA from Lagenorhynchus albirostris (white-beaked dolphin), 2940 nucleotides. It is a transcript of the gene HAP1, whose product is annotated as huntingtin associated protein 1. Gene Ontology annotation, biological process: neurotrophin TRK receptor signaling pathway; anterograde axonal transport of mitochondrion; neurogenesis. Gene Ontology annotation, molecular function: signaling receptor binding. The transcript is spliced from 15 exons. NCBI's taxonomy places the organism in Eukaryota, Metazoa, Chordata, Mammalia, Artiodactyla, Delphinidae. Bases 1 to 2358 code for a protein of 785 amino acids. Gene Ontology annotation, cellular component: dendrite. The record is from RefSeq and is a predicted model, not a curated record.
AUGAUGUCCCAGACUGGGCAGCGCGUGGAGGCCGUACUGGAGUUUGGAUUUAUCUCCCAGCCCACGCGGGAGAGACACAAUACGGCCCCAACUUACAGCUGGAACGCCACUCGCCUCUUCUCCUCGCUCUUCUCUUACUUUUGCGCUCUGUUUCGCCUCAUUGGCUCGCCUCCUGAGCGCCCGCCAGUGCCGGGCACCACCAGUUGCUCCUCGGCCGCCCCCUCCCGCGCGUGGUACGGCCCGGCGGGCGCGCAUCCAGGCACAGGUUAUAAAGGCCCUGCUGCGGCAGCCGACUGCGGGGUCAACUUGGCCCGCAAGACGGGAGCUCGCCCGGCCUCCAAGGCUGGAUCGGAGGCAGGAGUCCAGCGCGCGUCCGCAUUCUCGGCAGUCCAGGGGAAUGCCCAGUCCGUGCCCGACAACUCGGACGCGCCGCGGACUCGCUUCAUAUUCCAAGCGCUGUGUCCUGACCUACACCCACCAGUCAAGAAAAUCACCCAAGAAGAUGUCAAAGUGAUGUUGAGUUUGCUAGAGGAGAGAGAGCGGGACCUGAACACGGCAGCUCGCAUUGGCCAGUCCCUGGUGAAACAGAACAGUGUUCUGACGGAGGAGAACAGCAAGCUGGAAGCCAUGCUGGGCUCGGCCAGGGAGGAGAUUUUACAUCUCAGACACCAGGUGAGCCUGCGGGAUGACCUCCUUCAGCUUUACUCAGACUCUGAUGAUGAAGAGGAGGAGGACGAGGAGGAUGAAGAAGAAGAGCGGGGGACUCCUCUGACAGAGUCAGAGGCACACCACUGCCCGCAGCUGGAGGCUCUGCAGGAGCGGCUGCGGCUGCUGGAGGAGGAGAACGAGCAGCUGCGAGAGGAGGUCUCUCAACUCGAUGACCUUGAGGAGGAGGGACAGAUGUUCAUCCUGGGUUGUGUGGAGCAGUUUUCGGAGGCCAGCCAGCAGAUGGCCGAGCUGUCGGAGGUGCUGGCGCUCAGGAUGCAGAACUCUGAACAGCAGCAGAGGGAGGCUGCCCAGCUGCGGGCCCAGGUCACGAAGCUGCAGCAGUGCUGCCAGGCGUAUGGGGCUGAGGUUGAGAAGUUGCAGCAGCAGCUGGCUUCGGAGAAAGAAAUCCAGACGCAGCUCCAGGAUGAGGCUUCCCCGUCCCCUGGGGAGAGAGUGGGCAAGGCGUCUGGGCUGGGUGUGCCUGCGCCCCAGCAGAGCCUGGGGGCGGGUUCCCAGCUGCAGGACCUACGGGAGAAGUACCCUGAGCGUGGGAGCAUGCUGACUGAGGCCCAGGAGGAGGUGAAGCCCCUCCGCCAGCAAGCCCCGGCGUCCACGGGCUCUGUCACCCACUACACGGACACUGUACCUCUGGAAGCACUUCCUGAUUUCCAGGAGACCCUGGCUGAGGAGCUCAGAACGUCUACAAGGAGGAUUAUCUCAGACCCUGUGUUUUUUAUGGAAAGGUGCACUCUGGGCCCCAGACCUUUGCCUGCCCUGCACUCACUCUUGCCUACCUGCUAUGAGCUGCACUACAGUGAAGAUCGAGAGCGGGAGCAGGGGCUUGAGGCAGAGGAGGGGCUGAUGUCGGCCGAGGAUUUCUCGCCUGCGGAGGAGCUGGUGCCUGAGGAGGAGCUGGGGGCCACAGGAGAGGCGCUGCCAGCUGACGAGGGGGUGACGGAAGAGGCAGAGCUGGUGUCUGAGGAGGCUGAGGCCUGGGAAGAGGCGGAGCCCGAGCUGGAUGAGGCAACGCGGAUGAAUGUGGUCACGUCAGCCCUGGAUGCCAGCGGCUUGGGCCCCUCAUGCCUGGACGUGAAGUAUGUCCUCCAGCAACUGGCCAACUGGCAGGACGCCCAUUACAGGCAGCAGCUGCGGCAGAAGAUGCUCCAGAAAGCAGGGGCAGCAGCCAAAACAAACAUGGUGGGCGGGGUCGUGGAGCAGCAGCUGGGGGGGCCGACCCAGGACUUUCGGAGGCUGGAGGAGGAAAGGGCCAAUCACCCUCCCAGGGCCUGGGAGGACAUUCCCAGGCCAUUAGGACAAAAGCCUCUGCCAGCAAGGGCCACAGUCGGACCAGUCCCCUGGGCUUUGCUGUUUCCCAGCAGCCUGCAGAGGCCCCAUAGACAGCCUGAGGCCCCUCCUUGCGCUGCCUGGCCAAGCCCCACCCUCCCCAGACCUCCCUUCCCUUGCUCAGAAACCGAACCCCCGAUCUGUCACCAGCCCACCCGCUGUCCUGAUGAACCUGGGCCGGAACUUGAGGGCCCAAGCCUUGACCCUCUUCUGGGACAGGCUGAAGGAACCCCGGCCCUCGUUCUGCAGCUGGUGCAAAAGCUGUGGCUGCUGGGCCUGGAUCACUUGGUGGCCCCAGGGGUGUAAGAAGCUCAGGGGGCGUAAGAAGCCCAGGGGGAGGCCCACCAGCUACCAGACUCGGCUCUGAGCUGGGGCAGGGCUCAGGCCCGGGGUGUAGGAAGUUGUUUUGAGCACCUCGGUCACUACAUGCCCCUCACCCCUUGACCCCCAAUCAAAGGUGGCUUCCCAGUCCUUGGUGACUUUUAGGGACCUGGUCGUCUUUCCCGGUUCUUAGCUCUUUCUUCUCAGUCCCUAAUUGCUGUGUGUAACCAGAAGCAUCUGUCUGUGUGGGCGAGGACUCCCUCUGCCCGGGAUGGGGGUGCAGGGCUCCCUCCCCUCCCCUGCCCUCCCCACCUCCCCACCUGUGGCCUGUGAGUGUCCAGGCUCCCUCCCAAGGCCCUGUCACUCCCCACCACAUCCUCUCCUCAGUGCCCCUUGUUUCCUUGUUCUAGAUGUUUCGCCCUUUCCCACCCUUUACUCAUAAACACCUGGAGUCGGGGGCUCAGGCCCCCGUCGGUAUCUGCCCACCUCCCCACAGUGCUUCUCAUGCUUCUGUUGCUUGUCAGACCGUGUACGUGCCGGUGAAGGAAAUAAAGGACCUGUGCGCUA